Beta vulgaris subsp. vulgaris (sugar beet) is the source of this 1024-nucleotide messenger RNA. RefSeq lists its product as uncharacterized. Bases 37 to 984 code for a protein of 315 amino acids. The transcript is spliced from 2 exons. The record is from RefSeq and is a predicted model, not a curated record. Lineage: Eukaryota; Viridiplantae; Streptophyta; Magnoliopsida; Caryophyllales; Amaranthaceae.
UUUGUGCAGAAGCUAAUCUCACAUUAGACAUUCAAGAUGACAGAUUAUGAGAAAUAUAGAGAAAAGAGGAUAGCGGAAAAUAAAUUGAAAAUGCAAGAAAUGGGGAUUUGUUCUGCCGCAUAUGAAACUCAAUCAAAAAAGGGCACAAAACGCAAAUGCAGGAGUAAGGAGGAUGAUAUUGAGAAUGCUGAAAUGAAGCGUGAUGAUGAUGCUGAGUAUGAUCCAGAGGUGGAGGAUAAAGGUGAGAUGGAAGAGGAUAAAGGUGAGAUGGAAGAGGAUAAAGGUGAGAUGGAAGAGGAUAAAGGUGAGGAGGAGACCGAUACUACAACCCGUACCGCAAGUGAAAUUGUGAGUCACAAUCCAAAAAAGAAAAGAGGGCGAGGUCCCACAAAAGGACUUAAAAACAAGGAACCCAUGCACCUUGAAUACGAUAAAUUUGGUCAACCAUGUGGUAAGUGGCGUCAUAUGUAUGGGCAACAAGUUGGCCUUUGCAUGCGCAAACUUUCCAUUUUAACAACAUGGAAAGAGGUGACGGAGGGUAUGAAGAAGGCAUUGUGGGAAGAUACAGUGAAUUUAUUUCAUAUUGAACCUGAUGAAGCCAAGAAGGAAGUAUUUUUAUCAGCUGUUGCAGAGAGAUUUAGAGACUUCAAGACAAAGCUAGUGAGUGGAUGGAUCACUUUAAGAAGAAAAAGAACCAAGUCUAAGAAGUUGACAGAAGGAAAGGAAAAGGAGAAUGAGGAAGGAGAGGAAAAGGAAAAGGAGAAUGAGGAAGGAGAGGAAAAGGAAAAUGAGGAGGGAGGGGAAAAUGAAAAGGCAUUGGAAAAGAAGCAAGGACCGGUGGAGUUGCCUUAUGAGAUAUGGGAUCACAUCACAAAAGAGGAUUGGGAAGCAUUUGUUGCCCAAAAAACUACUCCGAAAGCAGUUGUAAGUUUUUAUCUCAUAUUUUCCUCUAAACCAGCUGCAUACCUUCCUCCUAGUUUAUGAUGUUAUUGCUGCUACUCAAAACCAUUAAAAUAAAUCACAA